AUGGGUCCCAAGGGCAAGAGCAAGCCCGGCAGCGCGCAGAAGCCCAAGCACUCUGCCGAUCCAAAUAGGCCCAGCAAGGGCGUGGGCGGGCAGCGAGAUGCGUCCACGGUCCGGCGGCUUAAGAUGUACAAGACCAGGGCUAUACGUGACAAGAAGGGCAAGAUCAUUCACGAGGACCUGCAAUCCAAGGACCUGCCCACCACGCGCAUCCAGCCCGACCGCCGCUGGUUUGGCAACACGCGCGUGAUCGGGCAGAAGCAGCUGGAGCAGUUUCGCGACGAGAUGGCCUCCAAGGUAAACGACAGCUACACCGUGCUGCUGCGCGAGAAGAAGCUGCCGCUGCAGCUGCUGGAGGACCCCGAGCGCAAGGUCGGCGGCAAGGUCAAGCGCGCCAACCUGCUGGCCACGCAGCCCUUUGGCGACACCUUCGGCCCGCAGCGGCGCCGCAAGCGCCCGAGGCUCGCGGCCGAGGGGCUCGAGGGGCUGGUGGCAAAUGCAGAGGCGGGGGAGGAGCGGUUUGCGCUCAAGGAGGAGGGCGGUGACGUCAUCGGCGGCGACGUCUUUGACGCGAUGAAGGACGCGGCGCGCGAGCGCAUCUUUGGGAAGGGCCAGUCUAAGAGGAUCUGGGGGGAGCUGUACAAGGUCCUGGACUCGUCGGACGUGGUCAUCCAGGCGCGUGUGCUGGACGCGCGCGACCCCGAGGGCACACGGUGCCGCUUCAUUGAGCGCCACAUCCGCAAGAACGCCCGCCACAAGCACCUGCUGCUGCUGCUGAAUAAGUGUGACCUGGUCCCGGCCUGGGUGACCAAGCGCUGGCUGCACACCCUGUCCCGGGAGUUCCCCACCCUGGCCUUCCACGCCAGCGUCACCAACCCCUUCGGCAAGGGGUCGCUGCUGUCGCUGCUGCGCCAGCUGGCGCGGCUGAGAUCUGACAAGAAGGCCAUCAGCGUCGGGUUCAUAGGCUACCCCAAUGUCGGCAAGUCCUCGGUGAUCAACGCGCUGCGCACCAAGAAGGUGUGCAAGACAGCCCCCGUCCCCGGCGAGACCAAGGUGUGGCAGUACAUCACGCUGAUGAAGCGCAUCUUCCUCAUAGACUGCCCCGGCGUGGUCUACCACAAGACUGAGGACAAGGACAUUGACGCGGUGCUCAAGGGUGUGGUGCGCGUGGAGGGCCUGGAGGACGCGGCGCCCUACGUUGAGGAGGUGCUCGCACGCGUCAAGCCAGAGUACCUGCGCCGCGCGUACCGCAUCGCCAGCUGGGAGGACUCCCAUGACUUCCUCACGCAGCUGGCGCGUGCCAGCGGGAAGCUGCUCAGGGGCGGCGACGCGGACCUCAACACCGCGGCCCGCAUGGUGCUCUACGACUGGCAGAGGGGCAAGAUCCCCUUCUACACGCUGCCCCCGGGCUACGUAGACGCGCCGCCGGGCAAGCGGCCGGCCGGCGCGGCGGGCGGCGCGGCCGGGGCGGAGGAGGGACAGCAGCAGCAGCAGCAGCAGGUGGAGGAGAAGGGGCAGGAGGGGCCAGCGGAGGAAGAGGAGGGUGCUGGCGGCAUGUAUGCGGAGGGCGUCACUGAGGAGGACGCCCUCGGGGAGGCGGGCGCGCGCGCGGAGAACGCGUCCGCGGCGGCGCGCGCGAUGCGCGAGGCGGCGGCUGCGGCGCUGCGGGCGCAGCGGCGGGGGCGGAUACCCAUCAAGGAGGGGUACUACAUGCCGGCCGACGAGCGGGCGGAAGGCGAGGAGGCGGGGGCGUCCGAUGACGGCGAGGAGGGGCUGCAGGAGGAGGGCGAGAGCGGCAGCGGCAGCGGAUCGGAAGAGGAGGACGGGGACGGGGAGGGCCCCAGCGGCAGCAGCAGCGAUGGCGGGGAGGACGAGGAGGAGGGCGGGCAGGCGCCGCACGGCGGCAAGCGGCGGCGCGGCGGCGAGGGCGAGGGGGGCGGCGAGGGCAGCGGCGACGAGAGCGAUGGAUACGGGGAGGAGGGGCUGUCGUGGGAGGCCGUGCUGCAGGCUGUCAAGGUGGGCGGCGUGAGCGAUGUGGGCGGCGCGCCUGAGCCAGAGCCAGAGGCGGCUGCGGCGGCCGCGGAGCCAGAGGCGGCUGCUCCGAGCGACAGUGACGCAGACGAGGGCGCGGGCGGCAAGCCGCGGCGCGGCGCCAAGCGCAGCGGCGGCAAGAAGGGCGGCAAGGCGGCCAACGGCGCAGCUGUUGGCAAGCAGGCGGCUGGGGGCAAGCAGGCGGCUGGUGGCAAGCAGGCUGCGGCCGCGGGCAAGCCAGCAGCCAAUGGCAGCGGCAGGCAGCGUGGGGGGACGAAGGGCAAAAACACCGCUGGCGGCAGCAUGAAGACCCUCGACUCUGCGGCUACCCUGGCAGCAGCGCUCUUCGCCCUCCAGCCCGCCAACGCCGCUGUGGAUGUGCGGCCGCGCAACGACACCAAGUAUGCCGAGGAGCUGGCCGCCAUCGUGGAGUCGAGGGGCAAGUUCUUCAACCAGCUCACGUCCUCGCCGACGCUCCAGGAGUACCGCUCGCUGCAGUCCAAGCCCGCCGCCCAGCUGACCCCGGAUGACGUCAAGCGGAUCGACGCCCUGCAGGCCCAGAUAAGGGAGGCGGAGGAGCGGCUGGAGGCGCAGCGCAAGGAGGUCGAGGAGCAGCGCCUCAAGCAGCAAGUGGCGGGCACGGCUCGCGAUGAUGUUCGUGAUUCAGCUUCCGAAGGCGUGCUGUGA
This is a messenger RNA of Monoraphidium neglectum, 2715 nucleotides long. RefSeq lists its product as hypothetical. The record is from RefSeq and is a predicted model, not a curated record. The transcript is spliced from 16 exons. Gene Ontology annotation, molecular function: GTP binding. Gene Ontology annotation, cellular component: nucleolus. NCBI's taxonomy places the organism in Eukaryota, Viridiplantae, Chlorophyta, Chlorophyceae, Sphaeropleales, Selenastraceae. The coding region runs from base 1 to 2715 and encodes 904 amino acids.